Molecule: messenger RNA, 3115 nt
Organism: Diospyros lotus (date-plum)
Lineage: Eukaryota; Viridiplantae; Streptophyta; Magnoliopsida; Ericales; Ebenaceae
Product: non-functional NADPH-dependent codeinone reductase 2-like
Exons: 5
Coding region: 415-1962 (515 amino acids)
Cellular component (GO): cytosol
Molecular function (GO): aldose reductase (NADPH) activity
Source: RefSeq, a predicted model, not a curated record
GUAUCCAUAGUCUAAGUGUCUUUCACUUACAAAGAGUUUUUCAUAGAAUUUUUUUUAGAUUGCAUUCAUUCUAUUCUUUCUGCUAACGUAAACAGAUGCACUCACACUGUAUCUCACACCCCAUGUAUCCAGUUCCUCCAUCAAUGAAGGAAGUGGGUUCAAUUGUUGUUGGCAGUUUUCUUUGGCAACCGCCGUACGAGGUUACAGAUUCAGAUUUAGAUUUAGAUCUAGAUCUGAUACUAGAUCUGAACCCAUUAUGAGCGAAUUUACCCAGCUACAUAUUUCAUUCCUCAUAUUCUAUAUAUAUCCUGUCCUACAGUUACAGUACUGCGUAACUGCUUUCCCCAUUCCAAACCACAAACCCACAUCGCUCUCUACUCAGCAGAUACUUGCGAGCUUCGUGUUUCGUCUGACAUGGAAAUCAUUUCAGAAGCGCCCCUGCCCGAUGGCAACAACGGAACCAUUCCAGUGCUUGGCUUCGGCACCGCUGUCUGGCCUCUCGGAGGCUCCGAGACCAUGCAAGAGGCCAUCGUCCAAGCAAUCAAACUCGGCUAUCGCCACUUCGACACUGCGGCGAUAUACGGGUCCGAGCGGUGCCUCGGCGAAGCCAUAGCCGAGGCUCUGCGGCUUGGCCUCAUCCAGUCCCGGGGCGAGCUGUUCGUCACUUCGAAGCUCUGGUGCAGUGAAGCUCACCCCGGCCGCGUCCUGCCCGCGCUGCGAAAUUCUCUCGAGAGGCUUGGAAUGGAGUAUGUUGAUCUGUACCUUAUACACAGUCCAGUGAGCUUGAAGGCAGAGGCAGGCUUAGAUACGCAUUUCAACAAGAAGGAUCUUGUUCCCAUGGAUUUCAAGCGUGUUUGGGAAGGCAUGGAGGAGUGUUACAGACUUGGCCUUGCCAAAAAUAUUGGAGUAAGCAAUUUCUCUUGCAAGAAGCUUCACCAUCUUCUUCUCACUGCAAGUAUCGCUCCUGUUGUGAAUCAGGUGGAGAUGAACCCACUUUGGCAGCAAGCAAAGCUGAGGGAGUUUUGUAGAGAAAAGGGCAUUCAUAUUACAGCAUACAGUGUCUUAGGAGGCAUCGGAACAGCUUGGGGAAGCAGCAAAGUCCUUGAUUGUGAGGUUCUCGGAGAGAUUGCUCAAGCCAAGGGAAAGACGGUUGCUCAGGUUUGCCUGAGAUGGGUAUAUGAGCAAGGGGUGAGCAUGGCGGUGAAGAGCUUUAACAAGCACAGACUGAAGGAAAAUAUUGGCAUAUUUGACUGGAUGCUAAGCCCUGAAGACUGUCGAAAAAUUGACCAAAUUCCACAGCAAAGAAUUUUUCCUGGAGAUAUAUACAUAUCGGAUGAUGGCCCUUUUACAUCUUAUGAGGAGCUCUGGGACGGCGAGGCCAGUACACGUUCCAAGAAGAUGCCUCCAAGAUGUCAACCGGCUUUGAAUGUCGACCAACAUGCAGAGGAAACUAAUCAAUUACGUCAACAGAUCGAGGCUUUAACGGCGGGACUGGAGGCAAUUCGCACACAGCAAGAAGAAUUCAUGGCGACUGUUCUUGGUCAUUGUCGUGAACAAGCACACCGGGAUCAACCUAGGGAUGGCACGGCGGAUGACGAAGUGCGACGACCACCACGACAGCAACACCAAGGGUUUGGAGUGAUGGCUCCUUCCUUCGAAUCGAGCACUGAUGAUGAUGAAGCUACUAUCAACAACCCUUUUGCGCCUUUGAACCCAUAUUGGCGUGAUGUGCGUUGGGGUGGCGCGGAUGCAAGACGUUGGGACAGUGGAUUUAAACUUGAUUUGCCUAAAUUUCAUGGUGGCUUGGAUCCUGAGGAUUUCUUAGAUUGGUUAGUGGCUAUUGAAGAACUAUUGGACUUUAAAGAAGUGCCAGAAGAUAAGAAAGUACCCUUAGUCGCCACUCGUUUGAGUGGUCGUGCGGCUGCGUGGCGGCGGCAAUUAAAGGCAAAUCGUGCUCGUUAAGGCCGUUCUAAAAUUACUUCAUGGAGUAAGUUCAAGAAACAUUUGAAAGUGGUUUUUCUUCCUUUUAACUAUUCCCGUCUUUUAUAUAAAAAAUUCCAUAACUUGAAGCAAGGUUCUCGGUCCGUUGAUGACUAUACUAACGAAUUCUAUCAGCUCUUAGCCCGUACCGAUGUCAUGGAGAAUGAUGAUCAACUUGUAUCGCGAUAUAUUGGUGGUCUCCGCAUCACUUAUCAAGAUGUAUUAAACUUCUUUUCCCCUACCUCAAUUUCAGAAGCACAUCAACGUGCUCUUUUGAUUGAAAAACAGAGUGCUAGGCGUGGUUCUAGAAUUCCAGCUUCACUUACUUCACCUUUGGGUGGUCGAGGCAAUUUUUCUCCAGCUGGUGGUAGUUCAACUGUGGUUUUACAGCCUCUUAAUGUUUCUGGGCAGUCUGCACAAUCGAUAAUCAACACUCCAACAGCAAAUAAAGCCAGGGGCAACAGUAACUCGACGGGAAUUUCACGUGGUAUGGGUAAUACCCAAUGUUUUUCUUAUGGGGAAUACGGCCAUCGUCAAGCUGCUUGCCCGAACAAGCCCAAUAGAGGACUUGUCACUGGUGACGAAGAAGUUUUGUAUGAGAGCAAUCUCCUAUUUGAUACAUCUAUUGAAGAAGAGUUACCAGAAGCAGUUCUUACUGGUGAUAUUGGUCCGGCUCCAGUUGUUCGUCGGUUAUGCUGAUCUCCGCGUGACGAUGCGAUUGAGUCUCAACGCAAUCAUAUCUUCCUUUCUACUUGCACAGUCAAUGAAAAAAAUCUGUAAGUUUAUCAUUGAUUCGAGUUCUUGUGAGAAUAUAAUUUCUGAAGACGCUGUCCAUAAGUUAAAUCUACCAUUACAGCCACACAUCCUCGUCCAUAUAAGCUUGCUUGGCUUCAACGUGGUUCUGAAAUUACUGUUGAUCAGUGGGUAUUGCUUCAUUUUUCCAUUAGAAACAAAUACAAGGAUAGUGUUUGGUGUGAUGUCACCCCAAUAGACGCUUGUCACAUUCUAUUAGGUCUACCUUGGCAAUAUGAUCGUCAUGUUACUCAUAAUGGUCGACUUAACACCUACAACUUUAUUCAUGAAGGGGUCCGUAUUGUUUUGCAACCUCCACCAAUGAAGUCUAUAGAUUCCAUUC